CGUCAUCAUCAUCAUCGUCGUCCCUUUAUUUCUUUCCAUUUCUUUCUAUUUUUUUAAUCUUUUAUGUUCUUUCCCUUCUCUUUAUCCGUCAUUAAAACCCCUCUCGAUCGGACCAACCGACCCCCAAACGGCACCCUCCAUGGCUACCGAUGAGGAAGCUAGCAAGACAUAUCCUGAGAUGAUAAUGGAGGCGAUCGAAGCGCUCAACGAGAAGAACGGGUCGAACAAGUCGGCCAUCUCGAAGUACAUCGAGACCAAGUACGGGGAGCUGCCGCCGUCCCACUCGUCGCUGCUCACCGCGCACCUGGCCCGCAUGCGGGAGAGCGGCGAGCUGCUGUUCAUCAAGAACAACUACUUUCGGCCCGGUGCCGACGUGCCCCCGAAGCGGGGCCGCGGCCGACCGCCCAAGCCCAAGCCGGAGCUCCCGACCGGUGCCGUCCUCCCUCAGCAUCGCCCCCGCGGGCGGCCCCCCAAGCCGAAGGACCCCCUCGCAGCUGCCGUCGCGAAGGCCACGGCCGGGCUCCCGCGGCGCCGCGGGCGUCCGCCCAAGGCCGCCCGGUCCGCUGCUUCUGGAACGGCGGCUCCUGCUGCCGCCGCUGCUGGUAGCGGGGUUAAGAGAGGCCGCGGUCGGCCUCCCAAGGUGAAGCCUGCCUUAGUGACUGAUGUGGUAUAAAUUGGAGUUUAUUGGCGAAGUCAACUGCUAAUGCUGAUUCCUAUACUUAAACGCUGUUCUUCUUUGUUGUUUCUUGUCUUAAAUGUUGUGAGUAAUUUAGAGACGGUCCCUGUCCGGGUGGUGAUGCUUGGAAUCUGCAUGUACAUUAUGCUCAGACGUCUUAGUUGACUGUGUUACUGAAAAUGACUGACUGAUAUUGAUUGUGGUGCUUCUUUCAGUUUUCUA
Messenger RNA from Musa acuminata subsp. malaccensis (wild Malaysian banana), 898 nucleotides. Its product is annotated as HMG-Y-related protein A. Gene Ontology annotation, cellular component: nucleosome; nucleus; nucleolus. Lineage: Eukaryota; Viridiplantae; Streptophyta; Magnoliopsida; Zingiberales; Musaceae. Gene Ontology annotation, molecular function: double-stranded DNA binding; nucleosomal DNA binding. The record is from RefSeq and is a predicted model, not a curated record. Gene Ontology annotation, biological process: chromosome condensation; negative regulation of DNA recombination; nucleosome assembly.